Acanthoscelides obtectus is the source of this 1343-nucleotide messenger RNA. The record is from the annotation of a GenBank genome assembly. NCBI's taxonomy places the organism in Eukaryota, Metazoa, Arthropoda, Insecta, Coleoptera, Chrysomelidae.
UUGACAAUGCUUAAAUAGUUUCAGAUCUUCGGUGUCGUGUUAGUCUAGUUAACGUGCUCAGAGUGUGUGUGUGUGUAUUGGCUUUGUUUCGGUCUCCAGUUCCACAAUACAAAAAUGAAUAUCCCAACAUACAGAGCUAGAAAAAUUCUAAACAGCUUAGAUAAUACAAGGAAAAAGAGGAUAAAGAAGAUGAAUAUGAAUAUGAAAGUAGUCCCGCUCCAUCGAUUUCUGGUGAUAUGUCGUUCCUCGAUUUCGAUUCCGAUGACUCGAUGAAGGAUCCCACAUUUAAACCAGAAGUUAAAGAUAAGCAAACGACAUUUUUCGAUCUUCAAAAAACUGAGGAUGUAUUGACAAUAGAGAAAAAUAAUGAAAAAGAGUUAGAAAAAAAGGAAGUUAAAAAGAAAGAAGAACAAAAUAACGCUGCAGUGGAAGAAAUUAUGAGAUCGGAUAUCGUUUCCACUGAUGAACAGCUAAAUGAAAAGUCCCCUAAAAUUGUUAUCCUGAGUAACAUUGAUGUGUCCAAUUUCAAUCAAAUAUCGGAGACUCAAACUAAAACAACAACGAAAAAAAAGAGAACAAAGUGUAAGUUUUGUCAGACAGAUGUAACAAAUUUUGAGAGGCAUCUUGAGCGGAACCACGAUGAUACUAAAGAGGUACAAGAUAUGAUGUCUUUUCCAAAAAGCCAUCCUGAAAGGAAAAAAAUUCUAAGUUUGUUGAGAAAUGCAGCAAAUUUUACAGAGUAUCUUAAAGGCAAUGUACAGCCUAAGUAUCAUUAUAAGACAGAAUCUAAAGAAUAUUACCCAUGUUCACGCUGCAAAGCAAUGCUGUCUAAAUCGUAUUUGUCACGUCAUAAAAAAAACUGCAUACUGAAACACACGAAUAAUAAUGAAAUUCGUAAGAUGAAUUCACUAGCAGCAUCACAAACAUUAAUAGCUAGUUCUUUUGAUGAAAAUAGUAACUUGCACAAACUGAGAGUAAAAGAGGAAGUCUUUGACCGAAUGAAACCUGAUUAUAUCUCCUUGGUUGCGAAAUCCGACUACCUAAUUUAUAACUUUGGAGAAAACUAUCUCAAAAAACACAGAAGAGAACAACUCGUUACAGUUUGUUCCAAUAAAAUGAGAGAAUUGGCACGGUUUCUGAUACAAUUCAGAAAAAUGACAAAUAACUCAAAAUUCAGGCUACAAGACGUUUUUAAACCAAAAUUGUUUGAUAUGACAGUCGAAUGCGCAAAACAUGUAGGGGGAUAUGAAAAAUAUUCUAAGACAUAUCGUGCACCUAGCCUACCUGCACAUCUGGGAACUUCAUUAAAACAAGUUUGUGAACUUUUCACAGACUGGUCCUGA